CACCAAGGAGCCGAUCGCAGACGACCGCCUUCGACUCUUGACACUACCACUACCAACAACAACAACGACAACGACAACACCAGCAAUACGAAAGAUGACGCGGCAGUUCGGUUCGCAACAAACAGGAGGAAAGAGACGGUCCGCGCCGAGGAAGCCCCCAUCGCUGGCUCUCGCGGCCACGGUUCUGGUCCUGUCGGCGCCCCUGGGGCUUCCGGGCGCCGAAUCCUUUUGCGCCCCGAACCCCCCGUCGGCGGUGCCACGUCGCACCGAGCCGGUGCUGUUUCUGGCCGACGGCGACGUGUCGCGGAGGACCGCCCUGGCCUCCCUCUCUCUCUUGACCGGAACGGCGGUCCUGGCGGCCGGUCCGCCCCCGGCCUCUGCCGCCUACUCGUCGGAGGACGUCGGGGAGAUCCGGGCCGUCCUGAUCGAGGCCCGGAAGCAGCUCGAGACCGUCCCGGCUCUGCUGGCCGACGAAAAAUUUGACGGCGUCCGGACCCUCCUCACGGAGGCCCCGCUCCGGGACUGCUGGUCCAAGACGACGCCGAUCCUCAAGAAGUACGCCGAGGCCCUCGGGGACACGGACGGGGACGAGCUGGCGGCUCUGGAGGGGAGGGAGGAACUCCUCCAGCACCUGCGGUUCCUCGACAUGGCCGUCUACAACAACGUCUUCAAUCCGAUUGCCACCGAGGGAAAGACGGGGGCCUCCAAGGCGCUCAUCGAUAGCUACUACAACGAUCCGACCCGCGAGUACGAGACGUCGAAGCGGGCCCUGGACGAGCUCCUGAUCCUGAGCAAGUAAGGAGACGGAAAGGGAAACGGAAACCACGCAACACAACGCCCAAGGAAGAGCAAAGAGGAAACACGGGCGGCACGGCACGGCACGGAACGAACGGAAACAAAAGCUAUCGAAUCGA
Molecule: messenger RNA, 914 nt
Organism: Pseudo-nitzschia multistriata
Lineage: Eukaryota; Bacillariophyta; Bacillariophyceae; Bacillariales; Bacillariaceae
Source: the annotation of a GenBank genome assembly